GGAAGUGGUCGUAUUAUUUAUGAAAAUGUCAAAAGUAAAAUGUAAAUAUUUGUGAUAAAAUGGCACAAGAAGAAAAAUCGCCGCUUUUAGCGGAAACAGAUGGAGAUGAUUACAAUUAUCCUAAUCCAAGAAAAAGAGUUUGGCAUGUGCCACCUGAACUGAAAGGUGUUGUGACUGGGAAUGGCACAAUCAACACCAGUUCAUCAUCGUCUUCCUUGGCCUGUGAUUUCGAUUUUGUUGUCUGUGUCUUUGUUGUAACUUUUGAUACAAGAUCAGGGAAUAUGGUAGAAUGGUGUCAGCCUGAGGAGUUUGAACUGGAUGGUGUUGAGUUUAAAGCAAUGGUCAGUGGGUCACAUACUUUGCUGAAGGAUUUUGUAUAUUUCCGCAAAGAUAAUUUGUACGGGUUAGCAUGCUUUGAAAACAUGCAUGUAGAGAGUGAGAUUGAAAGAGGGGCAAGGAUGAAAUCAGUUGGAAUAUUAUCCACGUCUUAUACAAAUUUGUACAGGCAUAUGCAGUUUUUAGAAACACAAGUUCGGCACCAGCUGGAAACCCCUGGGAAGUAUUCAAAUCUUGAAGUUUUCUACCAAGAUAAGAAAGGAACAUUGAAUAGUACUAUAUCAAUCCCACAGCAAAUAACACCGAACUCUUCCUCGUCAACGCCUAGUCAAGAAAUGUUACCAGAGAUGAAGAUAACCCACCCAGCUGGAUGUUUUUCCCAAUUCAUGAAGUUUUUUGGAGAGAAAGUAUUUAUAUUAUGGAAAUUUGCAUUGUUACAGCAAAGAAUAUUAUUUUUCUCACCACCACCAAUAGGUGUUGUUUGUUAUAGAGUUUAUUGUGCAUGUUGCCUUGGAAACCAUGAUAUUGGAGGACUUGGUCAUGAAAUGAAACCUCACUUUUAUGUCAAUGUGGCUGAUAUAGAAACAUUAGAAUCAGAAGUCUCAUAUAUUGCAUGUACAACAGAGAAGAUAUUUGAAGUUAAAACAAGCCUUUAUGAUAUAUAUGUUGAUAAUCAGAUUAUCAGACCAUGUUCCCCAAUGCUGAGAGACUUGAUGAAAGUCAGUGUAGCAGACAAAGACAAAUUUGCCAAACUGAACAACCAAAGGUCAGCAUUGCAGUAUAACUAUGAAGACCAAGGGAUUGAUGAGGAGGAGCUUUUUACAACAUUUUUUACUGAACAAAACAACAGAAUAUUCCAAACUUUAUUGGAAGCAUCAUGUUCACAGGACAGACAAUUAACAUCUGAACACAUGAAAAACAUGGGACUAGAUCCCUAUGGAGAUAGAACAUUCCUGAUGGAAUUAGUAGAGCAUUAUGGGAUUGAUGUCAUGUUGAUGGUGGAUAAUCCAUGUUGUCCUAAGUAGCAGCAGGAACGAUCAAAUUUGGAAGCAUGAAAUUAUGAUUCUUUUUAAAGAUAUGAUUUAUUAAUUUUCUUCCAAGAGGCAUCAACAUUUUGAUUCAGUCUUUUUUAUUUAAACUUAAUUUUAAUAUAGAUUUCUAAAUCAUAGCACAUGUAGUAGGAAUGGUGACGUGGACAAGUUGUUAAUUGACCUGUCCUGAACUCUUUGGAGGCCAUUCAUUAUUUUAUUUGUUUAUCAAUUAGAUUUAAACUUGCAAUUUGAACCUUUAGUCAAAAUAAGAUUAAUUUUUAUGUCAUAUAAAUGAUUUAGCACUUUGUCAUUUUAUAUGAUUUUGUAAUUUGAUUGAAAAGAAGGAAUAAGAGAGCAAAAUGAAACAGUAAUUAAGUUCCUUUUUAAAAUUUCUGUAAUCUAUGAUACAUAUAUGACUUUGUAUAGUUAUCAACUUGUGACACACUAGUGUUCUCUAACAGUGUACACUAAUGUAGUAAAAUAUACUUUAGUAAAUUUUUUCAUCAAUGACUUAAAUAUAUUGCCAAAGUUUGCAAAAAUUAGAUUUUAAAAACUAAUAAUGGUUUAUCAGUGAUAUUUUGCCACCUUAGUCCAAUUUCAAUACCAUUCUGCAAAAUUUAGAUCAAUAUUACCCGGUUGUUCAGUUGAUAAAUUUGAAAAACAUACUGUGGAUUCCUUCUUAUUAAUGGGGUACCAAUUUUCAUGGAUUUAAUGGGUAAAUGAGAACCACAAAUUGUAGUGUACAGCAAAGUACACAUUUGUUAAUGACUUGUUUGUGGACAUCGGCAAAACCAUCAAAUCAAGUAUCCGUGAAAACACUGUUUUAUCUAAAAUCUUGGAAAUUGAUACACACAAAAUAAAUGAAUCCAUGACAUAUUAUAUCUAUGAUAUAAUUCCACAACAUUUGUAUCAUAUUGAUAAAUACCAUGUUUCAAUCUUUGUAUACCUACAUUUAUGCCAUUUUCAGAUCUUGCAUUUUAGUUGUAGCUUCUUUGCAUAGUUCUUUAUGUCAAGUCAUCUUUGAUGGACAGGCAAAAUCAUUUUGAUUUGUAAAAUAUGUGUGUGUUAGAUAUCUUGAACUAUUGCUCCUUGAUUAUUUGACAUAUGAAAGUUUUUCAAUAUUAAGUUUAUUUACAUGCAGUUUAGAGCUUUAUAAUGUUCAUAACAAGGAUAAAUUAAACAAUUUAAGGUAUUUAAUACCAGAAGUAGACUAUUUUUCAUCGAAGAAAAUAUCAAUUUAGUAUAAUUUUACUUGACAUAUAUAAAAGUUUAUAUGUAUGAAAUAUAAUACUUUUGAUUGGUAAUAAAUCACUGGCUGAUUUAAAAAAAAAAUAACAUCAUACUCAAAUUUCAAAUUGGUAAUUUUAAUGUGUUAACUACACUCAUUGAUCAUAUGGUGGUACAGUGUUCUGUUUUAUGUUAUUUCAUUAUUCACGUAUACAGGUGUAUUUUUCAUUCUUUUCAGUCAUAAGGAUUUUGUGAUUAAUGUAGAAUAAACUUUUCCUUGUUACAAUAAUACCUCACACAAAAUAUACCAAAACUUAAACUGUGGAGUUAAUGUCUCGUAGAGUAAAUUGAUGUCAUAAUUGUUUACUUUUUUUAAUUAAAAGCUUCAUAUGAAAUUAUAUCAAGCUAAAAUUUCAUGUCUUUUUGAUAUUUGAUUUUGCUUUAUUUGUAAUUCUGAUAAAACAGACGGUGAACUGGUAAAGGAGUAGAUUGUAAAAAAAAUACUUGAAUUAUGUAAACUGUGAAAAUCUGGUAAUAUCUUUAAUGUUUCCUUCACUGAUAAUUGUUAAUAGUAAGAACUGAAACAAAUAUCAAAAUCAAGUAGCUUACAUUUGUGGAAUUAGUAGCUUACAUUUGUGGAAUUAGUAACUUACAUUUGUGGAAUUAGUAAAUGGAGAUAAAUAUUUAUUCAUGAACUUUUCAUAAUUGACAUGUUAAAAUUUGUGAAUAGGUUAAUUUAAGUGGAAUCACUUAAAAUAAGUCAAAAAUAUUUGAUCUGCAUUUGUAUUGGUAUUGGCAUAUCUUAAUUCCGCAGAAAUCAAUUUGGUCUAGAACCUGUAGUCAUGAUUCACAGACUUCAAGUAUUGAUAUUUGAUUUUCAACAUCUGCAUUUUACUAUCAAAAUUAAAUAUGGGCGAGAUAUAUGUCUGUGUCAACAGUUUAUUUAUAAUAAUUUUAGUGAUAUUGUAUAAAGAAGUAAAAAGUUUUUUAUUAUAUUGCUUUAUGAAUUAUAUUAGUUAUCAUGUUACCACGCAAGACAUAACUGCAAAUGUCAUAUCAAGCAUCUAAUACUAAUUUGUAUAUUAUAUAUUGUUGAACCAUCUUUUUGUAUAGUUAGAAAUAUAAAAGUAUAAUUGUUAUUUAAUGAUCAGAAUGUAUCAGUCUGAUUGAAAUCAAACUUCUCAGCGCUCCUGUUUUCUAAUAUGUUGCGUGGGAGAGACAUAUCAGAAAACAGGAGCGCUGAGAGGUUUGAUUUUAAACAGACUGAGAAUGUAUUUGUGCCAAAUUAGAACUGAAAUGAGAAAAGUAGUACUUGUUAGUAAUGUUUAGGUCAUAUGAAAGUAUGAUUUUAUUAAUUAGUUUUAAAAUUAUGAAUAUGCCAUGUACAAUAAAUAGUCCUUUUGUCAAUUAACAUAAUUGACGCUGUUAUAAGCGAUCCAUUUUCAGUCGUCUCCCUUUGUUAUAAGAGAUCCAAUUUAAGUUGUCUCCCUUAGGAGAACAUAAUUUUCUAUUGACAAAAAGAGCAAAUGCAUCUGUGCCUAAUGUAUAUUACUUUUAAAGUUUUUUCAAAUUGUGUUAUUACUGGUACAUUUAAUUUGUUGGUAAGCUAAAUACUUUAAUACCAGAAGUUAUUUUCACUAAAAAUUGGUUAAAACGCAGAGAUAUUAAUUUCAACUUAUCAUGCUUUGCAUGGGCAGAAGCCAAGCCUACAAUUGACAAUGAGAAGCAACUAGUUUAAAGGAAGAAAAAAAGUAUUGGAAUUUAAUAACAGAAUCAAAUCAGUAAUUGGCAAAUGGACUAUAAGUUAGAUUCUUUUUACCACUUCAAACCAAUGAAUUGAUUUCUAAUAUUUGCAUCACACACCAACCACUUUAUAUGAUUCAAAAGGAAUAGGAAUAAAAUAAGAUAUCUGGUAAAGGCUGACGCAGCAGCAAUGCUAGCAACACAGUACAAACCAGAAGACAUUUUAAUGUCUCUAAUAACAUUUAUCAUGUGUCAAUCUAAAAAAUAAGUCUCUACACAAGAAGUGAAGUAAGCCAAUCUGGAUAACUAAUGAUCUACUGUAUUAUUCACCACCAAAGUUCAUUUAAAGUCCAAGAAACAAUAUCAACCUUUGAUGAGGAUUGUGAAUUGAAUUUUUUUUUAAGAUAGAUGGAAAGUUCAAAUGAAAAUACAUUGAAAAUACUCUUAUUAAAACUAAUACCUUGACAUCAUGUCCCUUAAACUGACCAGACCACAGAACCAAUGUUAAUAUAGAUUAAUGUAUUUUACUCAAAAUUAUUCCUUAUGUCAAAGCUUGAUUUUUGUGAUAAGUGGUAAAAAUUAAGUUAAAACUUCAAAUUUCCACAAAAAAAAGUGCAAGAAAAGAACAUGAUUUAUUUUUGUUUGUAUCUCGCACAAAGAAUGCAAGCAGGGCCCUCAGUGAUAUAUCAUCUUCUAAUUUAUUUUUAAGAAUUGUGGUCCAUAUCUAGGACAUCAGAACAUGAUUUAUUUGAUUAAUAAUUGCUAAUGGAUUU
Messenger RNA from Mytilus trossulus (common blue mussel), 5110 nucleotides. Its product is annotated as DENN domain-containing protein 11-like. Gene Ontology annotation, cellular component: cytoplasm. The coding region runs from base 60 to 1361 and encodes 433 amino acids. The record is from RefSeq and is a predicted model, not a curated record. The transcript is spliced from 9 exons. NCBI's taxonomy places the organism in Eukaryota, Metazoa, Mollusca, Bivalvia, Mytilida, Mytilidae.